Molecule: messenger RNA, 1173 nt
Organism: Chinchilla lanigera (long-tailed chinchilla)
Lineage: Eukaryota; Metazoa; Chordata; Mammalia; Rodentia; Chinchillidae
Gene: Nmbr
Product: neuromedin B receptor
Exons: 3
Coding region: 1-1173 (390 amino acids)
Biological process (GO): bombesin receptor signaling pathway
Cellular component (GO): membrane
Molecular function (GO): bombesin receptor activity
Source: RefSeq, a predicted model, not a curated record
AUGCCCCGCAAGUCUCUGUCCAACUUCGCCCACACCAUGGGAGGGAAUCAGAGCAGUUUCCUUUCCGAGGGAUCCGACCGGGAUUUUCUGUCCGGCUCCGACCGGACCACGGGGGAGCUGGUGAUCCGUUGUGUGAUCCCGUCCCUCUACCUGCUCAUCAUCACGGUGGGCUUGCUGGGCAACAUCAUGCUGGUGAAAAUCUUCAUCACCAACCGCGCCAUGAGGAGCGUCCCCAACAUUUUCAUCUCUAACCUGGCCGCUGGGGACUUGCUGCUGUUGCUCACCUGCGUGCCCGUGGACGCCUCGCGCUACUUCUUCGACGAGUGGAUGUUCGGGAAGGUGGGCUGCAAACUGAUCCCGGCCAUCCAGCUCACCUCCGUGGGGGUGUCUGUGUUCACUCUCACUGCCCUUAGCGCCGACAGGUACAGGGCCAUCGUCAACCCCAUGGACAUGCAGAUGUCAGGUGCGGUGAUGUGGACUUGUGUGAAGGCUGCAGGUAUCUGGGUGGUCUCCGUGCUGCUGGCAGUUCCUGAAGCUGUGUUUUCAGAAGUAGCACAUAUUGGAAGCUUGGAUAACAGCAGCUUCACAGCAUGCUUACCUUACCCUCAGACAGAUGAAUUACAUCCAAAGAUUCAUUCGGUGCUCAUUUUUUUGGUCUAUUUCCUCAUACCACUUGUUAUUAUUAGCAUUUAUUAUUAUCACAUUGCAAGGACUUUAACUAAAAGUGCACAUAAUCUUCCUGGGGAAUAUAAUGAACAUAGCAAAAAACAGAUGGAAACACGGAAACGCUUGGCUAAAAUUGUCCUCGUCUUUGUGUUCUGCUUUAUCUUCUGUUGGUUUCCAAAUCACGUCCUCUACAUGUAUCGGUCUUUCAACUACAAGGAGAUUGAUCCAUCUCUAGGCCACAUGAUUGUCACCUUAGUUGCCCGGGUUCUGAGCUUUUCCAAUUCUUGUGUCAAUCCAUUUGCUCUUUAUCUACUCAGUGAAAGCUUCAGGAAGCAUUUCAACAGCCAGUUGUGUUGUGAAAAGAAGCCCUAUCCAGAGAGAUCCACCAGCUACCUACUCAGCUCUUCAGCAGUGCGUAUGACGUCUCUGAAAAGCAAUGCAAAGAACCUGGUGACUAAUUCGGUGUUAUUAAAUGGGCACGGCUCCAAACAGGAAAUGGCACUAUGA